AUGGGCAUCACAGCGUUGGUGGGGAGAAAUCACGGUGCUGCCGAAUUGGUGCUAUUUUUAAUAGGAAAACUUGCAAUUACAUGUAGUUUUCAGAUUUUAUACUUUUUCACCUCAGAAAUAUUCCCCACCAAUGUUCGCAAUAGUUUGCUAUCAUUUUGUUCUAUGGUUGGACGCAUCGGUUCGAUGUUGGCGCCUCAAGCACCGCUCUUGGCCAAUUACUAUGAGUACGCACCUCAAAUACUUUUCGCCAUCUUUGCUUUGAUUAGCGGCACCUUAACUCUACUAUUUCCAGAAACAACUGAUAAGGUGCUACCUACAACGCUACAAGAUGCCGAGCAUUUGAAUGAUAAAAAUCUUAAAAAUGCCAAAAAAAUUGCUGAAUAAUGGUGGUUGGGGGUCGGAGAACGUUUUGUGUUAGAACUAUGUUGUCAAUGACCAAUCUUUUUAGUUAUUUUUUAUAUUACGUUUAAUUUAAGAGUGCAUGAAAGUGUUUGUCUGUGUGUAAAAAAGUGAAAAUGUGUCACAGUCAAGGCAUUAUGCCUUAGUGCAUAAUUAUUGAAUUAUAAUCAGUUCAAAAAUAUAAAUACAAAGGAACUUUUGUGGUUCAAAUAGUUUUAAAUUUUUUCUUUAUUCGUUCGUGGGCUCUAUUUAAAACUCCUAUAUCACUAGCUUAAUAGUGAAAAGUUGCUGAGUGCAUUUUAACAAAUUUCAGAGGGGAAAUACUUCUUAAAGCCAUUGGGCCUUAUGAAUAAAAAAUAAGCAAUUGCUUUUUCUUAAAAUU
Messenger RNA from Rhagoletis pomonella (apple maggot), 781 nucleotides. Its product is annotated as putative transporter B0252.3. The coding region runs from base 1 to 384 and encodes 127 amino acids. The record is from RefSeq and is a predicted model, not a curated record. The transcript is spliced from 3 exons. NCBI's taxonomy places the organism in Eukaryota, Metazoa, Arthropoda, Insecta, Diptera, Tephritidae.